Messenger RNA from Tyto alba (common barn owl), 2475 nucleotides. It is a transcript of the gene MYOZ3, whose product is annotated as myozenin 3. The record is from RefSeq and is a predicted model, not a curated record. Lineage: Eukaryota; Metazoa; Chordata; Aves; Strigiformes; Tytonidae. Gene Ontology annotation, cellular component: Z disc; actin cytoskeleton. Gene Ontology annotation, molecular function: telethonin binding; FATZ binding; actin binding. The transcript has 7 exons. Bases 1 to 999 code for a protein of 332 amino acids.
AUGAAGCUGGAAGUUAAGGAGCAACCCAAUCCUGGAAGCGGGGCCAGUGACCCCGCACCCCGUCUCGCUGCUGGCUGGGCUCGCCAGCUCCCCGGCAGGCUCAGCCAAAGCCUGGCCUCUCCCCAUGGCACGCCUGGGGCUGACGCGUCCCCAUGCCCGGUGUCACUCUGGGGCUGCCUCUCUCUUCCAGCCAGGCAAGAUCCAUCCCCCUCCCACAGAACUGCCCCAGGAGCGUGGCAGCAAGUGAUGACCAUCAUGAGAUCGGGCCCUGAAGACGCCUCCCCAGCGCCCCGGCUGGACCUGGGCAAGAAGAUGAGCACGCCACAGGACCUGAUGAUCGAGGAGCUCUCCCUGCGGAACAACCGCGGCUCCCAGCUCUUCCAGCAGCGCCAGAAGCGGAUGCAGCGCUUCGUCUUUGAGCAUCCCAGCAGCGACAAGAAGAUCCCAGUGCGGGGGGUGGGUGGCUCACACCACACUGAGAAAAGUCACCUGGAGGGAACAGCAAAUGAGUGGAUGGCAGGGGAGGAUGCCGAGGGCCAGCAGAGUUAUCACUCCGAGCUCCACGUGGCAGCAUCGCCCCAGGGUGGCCCCCCUGAAGUGCCCAAGAAGACAGAGAAAGUCUUGCAGAUGAGCAAAGUCCUCAACCCCGACGCUCUGGCCCCGGGGUACUCAGGCCCCCUCAAAGAAGUCCCCCCGGAGAAGUUCAACGUCACCGCCAUCCCUAAGGGCUACCGAUCCCCGUGGCAGGAUCUCCUUGGGGACAAGGACAAUGCUGUGCAUGGGGAGAACCAGCCACCCAUGAGACCCUCUCCAUGGGACUUCAGGAGCUUCAACAGGACUCCCACCCCCUUCGACAGAGCCCUGGUCAGCGAGCUGUUCCCUGUGCCUGCCGUGGAGCUGGACAACCUGAGCGUUCUGGAGGUGAUCGCCCACAGGCCCAACUUCAACCGAGUGCCGCAAGGGUGGGUGAGGAUUCUACCUGAGAGCGAGGAGCUGUAGCACGCCCGCUCCCUUCGCCAUCGCCACCGAUGCUUUUCUCGCUAGACUCAAACUUACUUUGCACGGUAGGGAAGAGGGGAGUGAGUAUUCUUCGUGAAAGCUAAGCCAGUGGUCUCGGGUCAUCCUCCUCUUCGUGGGGAUUUGAACGUGCUCCAGUCUGGGACCAUUUUGAAUUCCCCUCGUGCCAGCCAGUGUCACAAGGGCGUUUAGUGCUAAGCUAACCUGCCAAGUUCUCGUUGUUAAUGCCAGCAGAUCCCCGUAAGCUCCCGCACGGCCCGGCCUCGUGGAGAACGGCAGGACCGCCCGCUGCAACGCACCAGGCGCUCUCGCUGCUUUUUCCCCUGACACACAAGACCUGCUCUAACAGCUGGUGCCUUCGCGGAGAAAUUCCGCCUUCAAGACAACUCUACAUGUGUCAUUCCGGUCGGGAUGGCAAGAGGAUGUGAUAAUUGAAGAGUGGCAGCAAAACACGUUACUGGAGGCAUUGGCAUGUUGAAAGCACUUACCUUGGGCUUGGCUGGACAACAAAAACAAGUGAGGAACUGGGAUCUGCCCGUUUACCAACACAGCACAACCAGGAUAUAUGGGAGAAGAACGUUGGGAGUUGGAAACUUGUGCCCCAUUUGCCACAAGCUACUGACUGGCACUUGGCAGCUGGUAUUUUCCCCUUCCUACUGCUAUUUGCAUGCCUUGCUUAAACAUUUAAGCCCUUUGACUGAUUCACGCCAGAUUUGUGUCAUACAGCGGGUCGAUGAGGAUCAGGCCCUGGCUGGACCUGACGCACAGCGGAAUGGCACCAGUCUGGAGCUACUGCCGGGCUGUUCCGGCAGCUUCAGCACCAGCGGGGAGGAAGCGCAGCGCAGCCCCGACUGCAGAGCAAGCACUGCCUCCUCCAGGAAUGCAGAAAUCAGCAGUGAGGGUUCAACUAACACAGACGUUUUCAGCAGGGACACACGCAGCUAACACCGGUCUAUAGGACAGUCAUCAGGACAUCUGGAGAACCUUGCUGACGGCUAACAAAAGUCUCUGACUUAAUACAGGCUUUCCACAAUUGCUUUUGUCAGGUUCUCAGUAUCACCUUUAUUUUAUCUUGCAAAAGCAGGAGCAUCAGGAUAAAAGUUUCUUUUACACCACUGUGUUUAAACCAGGCAGGUAAAUUUUGUGGUAAAAAUAGUUAACAGUUGCCUCACUUGUGAAGUGUCUUUUUAAUGCUGUGCAGAACAAAUUCCACAGAGGGAUUCUGCUGCCCCAACACACCAUUCAGGCAAACUUCUGUUGCUCUGUUGUUCCCCCAGAAGCAGAAGGGGUCAAGUAAAUAGAAAGAAAAAAGGUCCGUUCCUUAAACAUUAAGAAUUUAUGAUGCUCAACUGCUGUCCUGUUCCAAACCCACCUCUCCCCUCUUUGUCCAUCAGCUGAAGAACCCAUGUACUCCUGGGGACCUGGCGGGAAAUAGUAAAUAAACUGCAAUAACGUAAA